CCGACGCAGCCGCCGACGCCGCGGACGGUACCGUUUCUCCCGCAAACGCCGUGGCGGCCCUGCCUCCCAGCCCCUUCCUGGGCGACUUCAACUACGGAGUGCAACCGGCGUUUGAGACGCCGCCGCUGCGGCUGUUCCUGGGAGAGCGCGGCCAGGCGGCGCUGUGUGCGAACUGGUGGUAUGUGGACAGCGAGAGCAGCACCAUUCGGGGGCCGUACAGCCCGGAGCAGAUGAUGCUGAGCUAUGUGGCGGGCUGCCGGGAGCUGCAUGAGGAGACGCUGGUUUGCGGCACGGACGCGGAC
This is a messenger RNA of Astrephomene gubernaculifera, 302 nucleotides long. The record is from the annotation of a GenBank genome assembly. NCBI's taxonomy places the organism in Eukaryota, Viridiplantae, Chlorophyta, Chlorophyceae, Chlamydomonadales, Astrephomenaceae.